ACCCAGGGCACAGCUCUCAGGUGCAGCAUUGUCCUUUCAACGUUUCGAAUCCCCCAAGCACUUCAAGCUGCCCAAUUUUGGUCCUCGACGACCAAACGAAGCAUCUCAAAAUGGCUGUCGAUCCAUUUGAUUCCGCUCUUGACCUCCUCCGAAGACUCAACCCAAAGCACACGACGGAGCAUCUCAACGCUAUUAUCUCUCUUGCACCCGACCUGACCGAAGAUCUCCUCUCCUCGGUCGACCAGCCUCUGACCAUCAAGCGUUGCAAACAGAGUGGCCGUGACUAUCUGCUCUGUGACUACAACCGUGAUGGCGACAGCUAUCGCUCCCCAUGGUCCAACCACUUCGAUCCUCCGCUGGAUGAGGCCGGUGCUGGUGGCGUAGGUGCCGGCGGUGUGAGUGAGGGAGCUGGCGAAGGGGCUAUUCCUAGCGAGCGAGUCCGCAAGAUGGAGAUCCGAGCCAACGAUGCCUUUGACGUCUACCGCGAACUGUACUACGAGGGCGGUGUGAGCAGCGUGUACUUUUGGAACUUAGAUGACGGGUUUGCCGGUGUCGUAUUAUUAAAGAAAUCUGCACCCCCAGGCGGAUCCUCAGACGGCGUCUGGGAUUCCAUUCACGUAUUCGAAGCUAUUGAACGCGGCCGCACGACACAUUACAAACUCACUUCGACUGUCAUCCUCUCUCUUGCUACAGCGGGUAAUGCUACGAGCAGCAGCUUGGGCGAGCUCGACCUCAGCGGUAAUAUGACGCGCCAGGUUGAACAGGACUUGCCUGUCGAUACUGAUGAGAGCCACAUUGCCAACAUUGGCCGUUUGGUGGAGGAUAUGGAGCUUAAGAUGCGCAAUCUGUUGCAGGAGGUGUACUUUGGCAAGGCCAGAGAUGUUGUUGGCGACCUGCGAAGCAUCAACAGCUUGAGCGAAGGUGCCAGGGAGAGAGAGGCACAGCGUGAAAUUAUCGGUAGUAUGAAGCGAUGAUCAUCUAGCAUAGUAGGCCCCCCGGCAUUCCAACUGCUGUCCAAGAAAGGCAUUGGUGUAAUGGAACAAAUGUUCGGCAAAUG
Molecule: messenger RNA, 1057 nt
Organism: [Torrubiella] hemipterigena
Lineage: Eukaryota; Fungi; Ascomycota; Sordariomycetes; Hypocreales; Clavicipitaceae
Source: the annotation of a GenBank genome assembly